Molecule: messenger RNA, 351 nt
Organism: Anthostomella pinea
Lineage: Eukaryota; Fungi; Ascomycota; Sordariomycetes; Xylariales; Xylariaceae
Source: the annotation of a GenBank genome assembly
AUGGAUCCCGUGGACGAAGAAGAUCCAGCCGAAGGGACAGUCCGUGACCUCGACGUGGGUAGUGAAAGGAGAAAGAUCGACGACUGGCUCGCGCCCGUGGACCAAUCUUGGUUCGUUAGAGUCAACAAUGACAUACAAGGGCCAGCACCGCAACACAAUCGUAGCGUCGACGAGGAUAUGAAGGAAUUAGAUUCCAACGCCCUUCUGUGGCUAAAAGGUCCUGAGGGAUAUGGCAAGAUGCAGAAAUGUGCGAACUACAUCAGGAAGAUACAGCACUACAGCCGGCUAGCAGACUUCGGAGAGUCCCGCGAUUCUCCCGCCUACUUCUUCUGCACGACAUAUGACCUCUAA